AUGGCGUCCGUGACGACGGCGCCAUUUUAUUUGAGAGGGCGGGGCUUGUUAGAAUUAUGAGUAAUUCUGCAAGUGAAGGGAAGACAGAUGAAAAGGAGAGGAAUAAAGGUGGUAGAGGUCGGAGAGAGGAGGACAAGCGUCCAUAUCAUCUCUCAGCUAAGGGCCAACAAAAGUACCAACUAGAGAAAUUAAUGGCUGACCCAGAAAAACCAGUAGAAGUACCAGACAUGAAGCCUGAUUGGAAGCCACCUGAGCCUCCAGAAUUCAAAAGAUUUUAUAUGGGGUCAAGUGCUGGUGCUGGUAGUGAAGUGUUUCACGUUUAUCGUCACUUGAGACGCUACGAGUCAAUAAGACAGGACUGGAUCAGAGAGACAGCAGAAAAGGAAGACAAAGAUGCUGAAUUUCAAAUGAGACUGGCAGAGAAGAGGGCAGCUGCUGAACAAAAAACAGCAAAAAAGAGAGCAAAAAGAUUAAAGAAAAAGCAAUUGAAAGAGAAAAAGAUUUUAUUAGAUAAGAAGACAGAAAAACUCCCUGUAGGAGGAGACAUUGAGGAACAAGCUAAGAGAGAUGAGAGUGAGAAUGAUGAUGAUGAUGAUGAUGAUGAUGAUGCUUAUGAGAAUCCUUUUGUUAUUGGAGGAAAAUAAAAUGAUGAGUAACAACUUGAUUGCAA
Amphimedon queenslandica is the source of this 670-nucleotide messenger RNA. RefSeq names its product PRKR-interacting protein 1-like. The coding region runs from base 57 to 644 and encodes 195 amino acids. Gene Ontology annotation, cellular component: nucleolus. Gene Ontology annotation, biological process: negative regulation of protein kinase activity. NCBI's taxonomy places the organism in Eukaryota, Metazoa, Porifera, Demospongiae, Haplosclerida, Niphatidae. The transcript is spliced from 4 exons. Gene Ontology annotation, molecular function: double-stranded RNA binding; protein kinase inhibitor activity; protein kinase binding. The record is from RefSeq and is a predicted model, not a curated record.